Messenger RNA from Myotis brandtii (Brandt's bat), 366 nucleotides. RefSeq names its product chromosome unknown open reading frame, human C10orf113. Lineage: Eukaryota; Metazoa; Chordata; Mammalia; Chiroptera; Vespertilionidae. The record is from RefSeq and is a predicted model, not a curated record.
AUGGAUAGCUGCAUUUCAUCCCAUAGCCCUGGUGAGGCAGAACAGGGAGUGAAGGAGGGCCUGAGGCCCCCCAGUGAGCUGUUCGGGAAGUGCAGAAGGCUGCAAAUCUGGCCAAGACUUGCCAGGUGGCUUAGAGUCAGCACCAGUCCCUAAAAGCCAGGAGUGGGAGCGGCCAUCCUGGCAGCGCCUGAGCCAGGUCCAGGCAAGUGGGCCAAGUCCCUGAGCCUGUCCCUGGGACCAGAAGGCAUAGCCAGAGGGAAGCAUGGAUUUAAAUUCCAGGGCAUACGACUAGAGCUCAUCAUAUCCAAAGAGAAGGAGCUGAGAAUGACUGUUUAUAAGUGCUUAAAGCACACUGUCUCAUGCUGA